GGGGAAUAGUAGUUUUAUGGCUGCUACUCUCAAUAUUCAGUAUUCCCCACGCAGGCUCAAGCUCAACCCAGCCUACAGCCACGUGGGACCUCUACAAGUAGCCCUGUCGAUCGACCACCAUACUGUCUGGAUCAGAUGACUCUUCUUGCCCACGAUCUCCGCACUCGCUUACCUUAAAAACUCAACUGGGCAAUUUCGUCAACGCAAAAGUAGUGGCACCUCCGAAGUUCAAAGAAACAUCAAGGGCAAUCCUCGAAGUCCCCGAAACAACCAAAAGUUACUGGGCGAUCUCUAAUUUAUCUACGCUCUUUGUGAGCUCAACGAAAAAAACUAUACGCUACAGAGAGACGAAUGUCUCUCCUUGCAUUCGUGAUCCACUGCUAGUGUGACUGUUUGUUUCCCAAAAAAAUUUGGAUCGUUGACGGAGAAUCCGAGAUGGAUUUGACCGAAACCUUGAGGUCCAUCGAUUGGCAGCAAGAAUCAUACCCUGCAUAUGAGGAUUUCACAAUCCUUCCUUUCUUUGCUCUGUUCUUCCCCACUGUUCGGUUUUUCCUCGAUAGGUUCAUUUUCCAGAAACUGGCCAGUCGAUUGAUUUUUGGAAAGGGGGAUGAGAUGCUAGAUGUUGAGACAAGCGAGAGAAGGAAGAAGAUAAGAAAAUUUAAAGAGUCAGCAUGGAAAUGCAUUUAUUAUCUUUCAGCAGAGCUUCUUGCUUUAUAUGUAACUCAUAAUGAGCCUUGGUUUGCUAACACAAGAUACUUUUGGGUGGGACCGGGACAUCAGGUUUGGCCUGACCAACAAAUUAAGUUGAAAUUGAAGGGAUUGUAUAUGUUUACGGCUGGAUUUUAUACAUACUCCAUAUUUGCUUUGAUUUUCUGGGAAACAAGGCGUUCGGACUUUGGGGUGUCCAUGAGUCAUCAUGUUGCAACCCUCAUUCUCAUUGUGCUAUCUUACAUUUUUAGGUUUGCCCGUGUUGGGUCAGUUGUUUUGGCUCUUCAUGAUGCUAGUGAUGUAUUUCUGGAGGUAGGGAAGAUGUCCAAAUACAGUGGUGCUGAAAAGAUAGCUAGCUUUGCAUUUGUUCUGUUUGUUUUGUCCUGGAUCUUACUGCGCCUUAUUUACUACCCGUUCUGGGUCCUAUGGAGUACUAGCUAUGAAGUUCUACUGACCUUGGACAAGGAAAAACACACAGCUGCUGGACCAAUUUAUUAUUAUGUGUUCAAUACUCUUCUAUUCUGCUUGCUUGUUCUUCAUAUUUAUUGGUGGGUGUUGAUGUACCGGAUGCUUGUUAAGCAAAUCCAAGCGAGAGGCCGGCUUAGUGAAGAUGUUCGAUCUGAUUCUGAAGAUGAAGAUGAGCAUGAAGAUUGACCAAGAAACAAAAUUUAUGGCCCCUAUGUAAUGAUCAUUGCAAAGAUGAGAAUGGCGUUACAUCUACAUCUGAUAUGUUCUUUCUUCUGAAUUGAGAAACUUGUUGCUGGAGAACUCCCUUAAAAUUGAAAGGGUUGCAUAUCAAUAUGAAAUCAGAUAUGGAAAGCAGGUUUUAGAGGGUAGCAAUUGGUGACAAGUUUCAUUUUGUCUGAGAUUUUGGCCUAUGCAACUUGCCACCUUACGUUCAAGUUCGCUGGCUGGGAAAUGAUUUAUUGUACGGAAGUUAACAGCUCCUUGAAAGUUUCAUAGAUGUACUGAAAGACUUGAUCCUGCUGAGUUGAGAAAUUCUAGUUUGCCUUUGAUCAUUUUCAUGAACCUUGUUGUGACCCUUUCUUUUACCUUACUGUAGUCUGAUGUGUCCAUGGGCAAGUAAAUAUUUUAGUGAUGAGUUGCUUGGUUGCUGGUGUAAGCCGACAUACAAGUUUCUUCAAUAUUGUUUUUCAUGCAUAUUAAUGAAGAAAACACUUUCUCCU
Alnus glutinosa is the source of this 1895-nucleotide messenger RNA. RefSeq names its product ceramide synthase 1 LOH3-like. Gene Ontology annotation, molecular function: sphingosine N-acyltransferase activity. Gene Ontology annotation, biological process: ceramide biosynthetic process. Gene Ontology annotation, cellular component: membrane; endoplasmic reticulum. The transcript is spliced from 7 exons. The record is from RefSeq and is a predicted model, not a curated record. NCBI's taxonomy places the organism in Eukaryota, Viridiplantae, Streptophyta, Magnoliopsida, Fagales, Betulaceae. Bases 436 to 1362 code for a protein of 308 amino acids.